This is a messenger RNA of Hydractinia symbiolongicarpus, 6342 nucleotides long. Its product is annotated as transmembrane protein 127-like. Gene Ontology annotation, biological process: negative regulation of TOR signaling; negative regulation of cell population proliferation. The record is from RefSeq and is a predicted model, not a curated record. Bases 4795 to 5502 code for a protein of 235 amino acids. The transcript has 3 exons. NCBI's taxonomy places the organism in Eukaryota, Metazoa, Cnidaria, Hydrozoa, Anthoathecata, Hydractiniidae. Gene Ontology annotation, cellular component: membrane.
UCCAAAACAAGCAGGGAGGAAAGGAGGAAGUUAACUUAUUUUCCAGGCAACUGGGAAGCUCUAUUAAUUUUUUUUUAUAAGAGAGGACAAAACUACGAUGGUCCCUAUGGCUCACUCUUCUUCUAAAUAAAAACACUUCUCUUCUUAGUUAAAACACUUCUCUUCUUAGUUAAAUCACUUUCCUCUGAAAUCUUCUCUUCCGUUCAAAAAAAUUCUCUUCCAAGGUGGGAAACACUUAUCUUCCAUGAACUCAAAAAAUUCCCAGACCCAAUUCUGGUCUGGAAUAUUAAUUGAGCUGGAUUUUGAUAACUAGCGUUUUUGAAUAAAUAACCGACCACAGUCCACCUCAGAGUUUUUUGUGUUUUUGAUAUAUAAGGGAGACAAGGCGUGAAUAAAUGCCAUUGUGGUAUCCGUUUAAGGCAUUCAUUUAUCUUUUUAUUAUACACACGUUUGUUGUAAGAAUACCAAAAUUUUAACCGGCUGCUCAUUUAUUUUUUAUUGUUUUGAACAAAAUACGUACUAAAAUACUGUAGUUAGUAGUAGCAGUAGCUGGAGCAGGUGCAGCAGCAGCAGCAGUAGUAGUUAAUAUUUAUUUAUCAAUAAGUCAUGUACAAUGUAAAACUAAAUAAAUAAUCUUUUGUUACAAAAAUGACUAAUUGAUAGGAGACACACCUAUUAGUCAAAGACUAUUCUGGAGGAGGCCACCAGUGUUUAGUAGAUAAUUAAUGUACUAAAUAACUACCAAUGAAAAACAAGUAAAACAUUUGUUAUAAAUUAGGCAAUGUAAUUACUUAGAAAGAUGCUAUUUUGCAAUUUAGUUAGACUAAAAUUUGAUAGGGUAGCAAGAUCUAGUUCAAGACACAAAGACUGCAGCUCAUUUCAGUGAACAACUGACUGAUAAACAAUAGAAUUAAUACCAUAUUUAGAGGUUUUUCAGUGACUUUUAGCUAAUAAACCCCUUAAUUUCCCCCUAGUGAUGUGAGUAUUAGAGUAGUAUCUGAGAUCAAAAGUAUUACUUAGAGAAAAAUUUUGUCUGUUUAAAAUUUGAUAAAUCGUUAAAACAUUGAAGGAUUUAACACGGUCAAUAAGUUUUAGAAUGCAAAGUAUACUAGUAUACUAUUACGAAAAUUAUACAGCCCAUGGGUGUAAAAUUGUGGACCAGAUUUUUAAUUUUAGUUUGAAGAGAAAGUUUCCAACCACAUGCAGGGUAGUGUUGUGCAGAAGAUAUAGGCAUCAAAAUACAGAAAAGAAGUGUGAAAAUGCAUAGGAGAACUGUUUGGAUCAUAAACGAGAAGUGCUUUUAAAUCGGAAGAAAAGUGAGCCAUAGGGGUCAUCGUAUAAAACACCUAGCUAGUUAGCUAAAUUUUCCAGCAUUUAAUUUUAUUUAUAUUUUAUCUAAAUAGUGUCUUUGAUUGUUUGACCACAGUGUAUUUGUUAUCCUCCCAAGACAAUUGAUUUCUUGAGUCAGUCAGUCAGUCAGUCAGUCAGUCAGUCAGUCAGUCAGUCAGUCAGUCAGUCAGUCAGUCAGUCAGUCAGUCAGUCAGUCAGUCAGUCAGUCAGUCAGUCAAUUUAUUUGUCAGGUAGAGAAUAUUACAAUGUUAUAAAUUGUAUAAGGUGUAACAUUUAUUGUUGCAUCUAUUAGUGACGGGAGGUUGGGUCAACCACCCUAUAAAGAAAGAUAGACAAAUACAAACUAAAGAGGCAGACACAGGGACAUCACAAGACAUGUAAGGAAAAAGAAAGAAACACAAGGGGGGGAUGAUAAAUUGUUAUAGGAAAAUUUGUUGUAAAUUCGAAUCACAGAAGUAUAUGUCGCGGAAAUACAGAAGAGGAUGCAAUUUUAAAAUGCAAUGGUAUAAGUAGUUGUCAAUGAAAUGCCUGAUGAGAAUUGGCUGUAUCUCAAAAGUUGAUUUACUAAAGGAGUCUAAACGGAAAAAUCCCAGUCUUUUACUGAGUAAAAGUGAAUAGAUUUUUAACCAGAAAAAGUUGACCUGUCUAGAGGUAAGUUAAUUAAACCACAUCUACCAGCCCGAGUUUGGUGUACACAAGAAAAAUCAAGUGCAAAUGUAUUUGUAAGACUAAUAGGUAAUAUAUCGUAAGCGAGAUUAUGGACAAAAAGGAUUUUUGAAGGAUGACUAGAUCAAAAAAUUUAGGAAGUCCUAAGUUGCGAUAUAAGGGGCUAGUCCUAGUUCUAUCUCUCAGGACAACAAACGAUAUAAGUCUUACGGAGUGGUUUUGGAGAAUACUGACACGUUGCAUAAGAGUGCCUUUUUGCCAAAAUACAAUAUUUCAGGAUAAGAAGAAUGCAUUUUUUCAAAAACAGUGUCGUCUAUGGAAGAUACAGCUAUAUCUGCAUACGAACAAGAAUUAGGUGCACCUGUUGCUGUGCCAUUCGUUUGUAAUAAGUGCUUAUUUGCGAAAACAGAAUUGUUAUUAUAAAGACAUAGGUCUAACGCAUCCAUAAUGCAUUCUGUCGAUGGUUUCUUAAAUAUUCUUUUAUCCAUGAUUUUUCGCACGGAAUCUAAACCAUUUCUAUUGUCAAUGCUAGGAAACAUGUUACGAUAUCAAAAGAUACCAAUUCAGUGUGAUCAGGUAUGCCUUUUUCGUUAAUUAAAUCAAUAAUGUCCAGUAAGUGAGACAUGUUCUUAAUUCUACUACGCAUAUUUUCAGUAAACGGUGCACAUAUAACUUCAAGAAAUCUAGCUAAAUUCUUGAUAGCAGUGUUACAACCAGAAGUAAGUAAUCGUACUGGAGUACCAGCCUUGUGAGUUUUGUAAAGAGUGGAGUUUUUGCCUGGACAGGCAUUCUCAUUCACUAUAUAUUCUUUCCAUUGCUUUGAUACUUCACCAUUUUUAAACCAUUUUUCAGCCCAAUCUUUCACCAUUUGGUUGUUGUGGAUCAUGUUCUAACGUUAAAGGAACUCCUUUGUAUCUGUUGUUUUGCCUUUUCAUUGUCAGUUAUUUUGUCUACAAUUACGAAACGGUUUCCUUUGUCCUGUGUCCUAAUUAUUAAAUCACCAUCUUUAUUCUAAAGUUGUUGUUUUCUCCAUGUGUUUAAAUACAUUCUCUGAUCCUUAGUCAAAUUAUCUUUUACUGUUCUCCUAGAAGUAUCAUUAAAAAGAGAUCUUUCAAUGUUUGAUAUGAAAGUCUCGAGUUCCGGCGAAUUUGUUUUUGGAGCAAUCCAUGUAGACAGCUUUCUCGGGGGAUUCUUUAUCUCUAUAUUGGAUGUAUCAUUGUUAUUUGAAUUUUUGUUUCUAAAUAUAUAUCGUGUUCUAAUACGGUUUUUGAAAGAGUCGAAGUCUUUUUGGAGUUGAAGCCAAUCGUAAUUCAAUGGCGUUGGAACAAAUGAGGGCCCCUUAGCGCAAAGUUCUUUCAUAGGAGUAGACAUACGUUUAGAGUCAACAUUAAUAAGGAUAGGAUGAUGAUCAUUCAUAACAGUUUCUAAAGCUACCACCUCAGGUGCAGGACUUAGUUGAAUAUCUUGGAAAUUAUUCAGAAGCCGUGAUAUAUUAUUUUUAAAAAGAGAGAUAUUAACUCCACCUCUUACCAACUUUUUUUCUCGUCGCAUUUCUAAUAUAGAUUGAAUUCGAUCAUUUUUCCUUGUAAACAAUGUACGGAUAUAUAAAUCUCGUUCUGGAAAACUCUUAAACAUAACUAGAGCUAUUGCGCGCGCAGCAUCUUCAUGUUUGCAUAUUGAUCGUCUGUAAUAAGAAAUUGUUUUUUGUAAAAGCUUAAUGGAACAUUUUUUUUAAUAUGCUGAAAUACUCACAGCCUUUGAUAUUAGAAUGGAAACGCAACAUAAAACCUUUUGGUACACUAUUGUAUUUAAUGUAGGUUGACAUGAAUACGAUGUGAUGACGGUAUCGUAUAAUCUUGUUAAUACUGGAAAGUAAAUCCAGACUUGUCGCGGCUGUUUCCAGAAAACAGUAUAUUGGUUGCAUAUAAAAGAGAAAAUAACUUAAGGGAUUUAAUAUUACGUGCUGAUCCUUACAACAUCAAGUCCGAUUUAUCAAAUGACAAUGCAGCAGGUUAUGUGAAAUGUAAGAAUAAAAAAUGCGACUCCUGCAAGAAUUAUGUAAUUGAAACCCCUUUUAUAGUAUCAAAAUCAACUGGCAGAAAAUUUAAAAUUCGUCGCGAAAGCAGUUGCAGUUCAAAAAACGUUAUAGACGUUGCUUUUUGUAAAUUAUGUGGUAAGCAGGGUGUUGGAUCCACCGUUGCUUGGAAGCCUCGACUUUCGAAUUACAAAUCCCACAUUAAAAAGAAGAUACCAUCUUGCAAAGUUGUGAAACAUUUUAUUGAUGAAUGCCCUGAUGCUUCCAUGCAAAAUAUUGGGUUUAUUAUAGUUGAUGUUGUGAACAAUGGAGAGAAUUUAACAAACAGGCAAAUUGAUAGUUUGCUAUUAGAUAAAGAAAAAUUCUGGAUAGGGACACUCGUUACACAACAUCAGGGACUUAAUGGUUCUCAUGACUGGAAUAGAACUAAAAGAACAGAAAAAUGCAAGUUGUAGAAACCAUGUGAAAAUUUAUAAGGUAAUGUGGCCUGUUUCAAUACACAGUUGUACACAAUAUUUUUCUUUAUUCAAAUGUAAUGUAUAGGCUUAACAAUCUAUGUGUAGAAUUGUUACAGCCAGAAAAUAAAAAAUUUAAUUUUAAAAUUAAAGGAAAAAAAACAGGAGUUGCUUGAAAAGCUGGAACGCGUAAGGUUUUCUGUUGGAAAGCUAGAUUUUUUGUCUGUGUCUCAAUCUAAUUUAGCUGUAUUUGAAAGCAGGUUAAAUAUUUAAUAAAAAGUAAAAGGUAUGUUUGUUGGAAGAGCCAAUUUCCCAUACACAUUUCACUCAAGAAGACGUCGGAGACAUAGAAGGCAUGGCAAACCAGAAUUUCGUCGUAACAUCCCUUCAGCGUUCUUUGGACUUAUUGUCACAGGUUUAUAUGCUGUAACAAUGGCAGAGCCAAACUGGUUUCAACUGGAGGGUGGAGAAUGCACUGGUAAACAUCUGGGUCUGUAUACAAUUUUUGGGAUGGACGUUGAACAUAUGAAAGAUUCCUGUAUCAAUAACGAUAUACUAACAAAAUUACGAGUUUGUGCAGCUUUAGCCCUCCUCGGCGUCAUUAGCAGCAUGUUUCAAUUCACGUUAGAUGUGUGUGGUACCAGUAAACGUGGUCUAAAGUUGAUCAGGAAGAAUUCGUUUGGUCAUAUACUUUCGGUUUUAAUUGCUAUCACAAUUAUUUGUUUGUGUUAUUGGAUUACUGUGGAUGUGAACAAAUUAAAACUAAUUGGAACUGUUCAAGUUAAAUGUACCUUAGAUAUCGCUUUCUAUUUGGUGAUUGGCUCCGGCGUUGCCGCAGUUAUUGCAACCACAUUGAGUUUAUUGCAGAUCACAUGCGAGAAAAGACAGCCUCGUCCUAGAUAUGGCAGUGACAUGCAGUUACAGCUGAUAUGCCAUAACGAGGCAGAAACAUUUGACAAUUUGCCGCCAGUCGCACCGCCGGCUUACCAAGAAUAAUGUAUAUUAAGUUUCGUUCAACUAUGUAAAUUCAUUUUAUAGCGAUUGUUUUUUACAUACAAAAGUUAAUUUAAUUUCUUACUAUAUAUACUCACGGUUUCCACUCAGUUAAGAAAUAUAAAAAUACGACAAAGAUGGCAAAACGUCAGAAAAGUGGUCGAAAGAAAAUUAAAAAAGCUGAAAUUGGGUUGGGAAAAAGUCAUGAAUAUUGUGUUUCCUUAAAUCAUGUGAUGCUUCCCCUAAUCAGGUCAAGCAUUCACAUUUUUUGCAAAAAGCUUUUUUAUGUUUCAGGAAAAAGUGGAGACAUUUAGACAAAAAAGUAAUAAAGUUUUGAACCUAGUGACAGAGUGGAUACCAUGAUAAUGCAUCAUUUACUUCUUGUUUGAAGUUAUGGGUUAUUUACUGUAAAAACGUUCAGUUGUGUUACGGGAUCAAAAUAUUUGAUAGAAAACAUGUAAAUUUUAUAAUUAAUUUUAAAAUCUUUUCAUAACACUUUUCAAGUAGGGAUUCUGAUGAUUCUCUUGAUAGUUUUUGAUAGAGUAAUGUUAGAAGCAAAUAUGGUUCUAUUUUUUUUACAAACUUCUUCGAUUUUCUUGUUUUAUUUCGUAAAGCUGUGCUACUUUCUCUAUUUGCAUUUUCUGCUAGCAUGAUGCGGUUGUGUUCGUUUUUACCCUGGAACAUAUUCCAGGUCGAAAUUUAUCAUUCCCAAAGCUGUUAUGAUGACUUACAAUCCUUUUGAUGAUUGUGAUGAGAUAAUUUUUCUAUUUUUAUACUGUUCUUUUGUGAAUAAAGUUUACGUUUCAUGUAAAUAUAAGCACUUUAAUAAAAAUUACGUGUAGA